This is a messenger RNA of Lathyrus oleraceus (garden pea), 1461 nucleotides long. RefSeq lists its product as uncharacterized. The record is from RefSeq and is a predicted model, not a curated record. Bases 754 to 1128 code for a protein of 124 amino acids. Lineage: Eukaryota; Viridiplantae; Streptophyta; Magnoliopsida; Fabales; Fabaceae. The transcript has 4 exons.
CCGAUGAAAAUAGUGAUAUACACCAAAUCGUUCCUUUUGUAUAUUAUUUAUGAAAGAUAUUUGAAAUGAUUAAGUGUUUUGAUUUGAUUUUGAAAAUGAACUUGAUAUGGAUCAAGGUUUGAUUUGCGUUUGAAAAUGGUUUUAAUCAAAAAUUCCGAAGAAAAAAAUGGAUUAUUCACUCCUCUUCGAUUCGCAAACAAGGUUCUACUAAUUGGAACGCCAAUUCCACUACACGGGGUGCUAAAAGUUUCGUACUUGAUAAUAGGGUUUCAAAUGAUGAACUUGAAGAAGGUAAGUUGCAAGAUUCACAAGUUCAAUUGGGUUCAAACUUCACUACUUUUCAAGAGGAUCCGAUUGUGGAUAAGCUUAGAACUCAGUUGGGUGUGAUUCACCCGAUUCCGUCGCCUCCUAUAAACGGAAACAUUGUUGGUUUGUUUGUGUUUUUUUUCUUUGUUGGUGUUGUUUUUGAUAAAUUGUGGACUUUUAGGAAAAGGAGAAACAAAGUUAGUAGUAGUGAAGAUAGUUUUCGUGGUGUGUGGCCUCAAGUGCCUACUAGUUUUUCUUUGUUUUUGGAAAAGGAUUUGCAGAGGAAAGAGUCGGUUGAAUGGGUGAACAUGGUUUUGGGGAAGUUGUGGAAGGUUUAUAGAGGUGGACUUGAAAAUUGGGUUAUUGGGUUGCUUCAACCUGUUAUUGAUGAUUUAGAGAAGCCUGAUUAUGUUGAAAGAGUUGAGAUUAAGAAAUUUUCAUUAGGGGAUGAACCUUUAUCUGUUAGGAAUGUUAAGGACUUCUCGGCGUGUCAAUGAUUUACAGUAUACUGGAGGUGCCCGCACGCUGUUAAGUCUUUCUCUUAAAUUUGGUAUUAUUCCAAUUGUUGUACCUGUUGGUGUUCGAGAUUUUGACAUUGACGGUGAACUUUGGGUAAAAUUGAGACUAAUACCAACAGAACCUUGGGUCGGUGCUGCUUCGUGGGCUUUUGUUUCACUUCCAAAGAUCAAAUUUGAGCUGUCUCCAUUCCGUUUGUUCAAUUUAAUGGCAAUUCCAGUUCUCUCAAUGUUUUUGACGAAACUUCUUACAGUAGAUUUACCUAGACUAUUUGUACGGCCAAACAAAAUUGUUUUGGACUUCUAGAAGGGAAAAGUUGUUGGUCCUGUCACUGUGGGUCCCGUCGCUGAUGGUGUUAAAGAUGGAAAAUGCAAGAAGGAAACAUGGAUUCUGUUGGUGAACUAUCCGUCACUCUUGUGGAUGCUAGAAAGCUUCCUUAUCUUUUUGGUAAAUUCUAUAGUCUUGUAUUUUCUUUUAAGUAGAUUCUUUCCUGUUUUUUUUGGAUUAUUUGUACUCCAUUGGGACUUUCUUUGCUAUUUACUAGAUUUUCUUUUUGAAGUCUAUUUUGUAAUUUAUGUUAUGUGAACAUGGUUUUUGUUUUAUCCCCUAUGUAGUCAGAGUUCAGACGUUCUACUCCAA